Prunus armeniaca (apricot) is the source of this 1050-nucleotide messenger RNA. Lineage: Eukaryota; Viridiplantae; Streptophyta; Magnoliopsida; Rosales; Rosaceae. The record is from the annotation of a GenBank genome assembly.
AUGAUAACCCAGAUGAACAAAAGGCUAAUCUUACUCUCAUUCUCUCUGAGAAGCUCGGUCCAGCUUCACAGGCCUCCUCUUUACCACUCAAUCUCUCUCUUGUUUUACUCUUCCUCCAAUCUCAAAAGGUCAAACUCAAAAUCAAAGCCCAAAGUAGCAGUAGCUGAAUAUCUAAUCAACCGGCACCAGUUUUCCCCAGAAGCCGCUUUAAAAGCCUCAUCACCCAUUGCUUUUCUUCGAAGGUCCCGUGGAUUCUUCGUGCCAAUCUUGACACGGCCAUCAAACCCAAAAUCAAGGUUUUGCAAGACUGGCUUUUCAGAUUCCGACAUCGCCGAUCUUAUAUCCUCAGACCCCUGGAUUUUAAGGCGGAGUGCCGAUAAAGGUCUUGGCCCUGCUAUUUUAGUGUUGAAGAACAUUCUGGGUUCUAAUGCAGGUGUGCUUAAGGUUUUAAAGUUAUCUGCUUGGUAUCUCAAAUAUGACUUGGAUAAGACAUUGAUGCCCAAUGUUGAGGUUUUAAAGAGUUUGGGUAUAAGUUCGUCGCAGAUUGUCAAAUACAUUUUUCUUUUUCCGAGAUUCUUUCUGCAUAAGCAGGAGAGCAUUAAGGGUUUUGUUAAAAGGGUUGAUGAAAUGGGUUUUGAUAGGAAGUCCAAGAUGUUCCUAUACGCUAUUCGGAUCAUGAGUUCGAUGACUUUGGAGACCUGGGAACUGAAGGUGAAGCUCUUCCAGAGUUUGGGGUUUUCGGAAAACGAUAUCUUGGUGGCGUUUAGGAGGGCUCCCCAGAUGUUUGCUACGUCUGAGAAGAAGAUUGAGGAGGCAAUAGAAACGCUGCUUAGCUCUGGCAAGGUUGAUAUCUCAUUUCUAGUUAGUCACCCAGAAUUGCUUAUUUGUAGCGUUGAGCACAGGCUGAAACCACGACUACAAGUUAUAGAGAACCUGGAAAAGAGAAAUCUACUUGGGAAAAUACCUAACUUGAGCACAAUCUGCAAGUAUACUGAACAGAAGUUUGCUGAAAAAUUUGUAGUUCCUUAUGCAAAUGAACUUGACCAGUGA